CGCAGUUGAGUUAAUGUUUGUUGGUGAAUAAUCAAAUGAAAAUAUACAACAUUUAAAAAGAACAACUUUUUAACUGGACUUGGUAAAGACUGUAAAGUAAUAAUUAUUUAAAUACGAUUAACUAUGCUAUGAAUAUGGUUUUGCAAGUUUUCAUUCAGCGGAAGUUUCAAUUCGGUGUUCUGUAGUGGAGUGCACCCCACCCACCAAUUUAUACAACGGUGAGAUGCAAGCAUUAAAAGCAAGAUGAACUCGACACAGAAGUUGGAGGCAGUUGAAAAACUAAUCGGAUAUACAGGUCUUUCACACAGCAAGGCAAGGGAUUAUCUGGAAAAAGCCAACUGGAAUGUAGACACGGCUUACCGGAUGUACAAAAGUAACCAGAUGGCUCAGAGUGGCUUCCAGAAGCCGGCUCCACCGACCAGAUACUCUCAACCCCCUAUCCAGACCCGCCCAGUGCCCCACCAUGGGGUCAUGUAUGCUCGUCCGAUGACCAACUUCCAUCAGCCAGAUGUGUUUGGAUCUGUGAUGACAGGGACAGGGCCGGUUAUAGGGAGCAAUGUCCACCCAGCAUUCCAGUCCCCGAAGCCAGUCCCCAAGUUCCCAGUUGAAAAGGAGAGAAUCAUUCCGAUACAAAUAGAAACAAGACAGCCUGUUGUAAGAAGUGGAAGAAUUACUCCACCACCACAGUCAGCAGCAUCAUGGCUGAACCAACAACAAAAUAGUACCCAGUCAAUACCUAAAUCCCAGACCUACCCUGUUCCUGGUUUUGGAGACAUACAAGGGGGGCAACCUCAGCAAGUCAAGGGAGACAACUCUGUACUUGUUAAAGCAGGAUUUGCAGCACCAGAACCAUUAACAAACAGGGUAAGUAACCCUUCUCAACAGCUAAAUACCAAGGGAAGUAACCAUCAACAGAAUGCCAAGGGCAGUAACCCUCAGCAGCUGAAUACUAGGGCAAUUAACCCUCCUCAGCUGAGUACCAAGGGAAGUAACCCUCCAGAGCAACAGACAUCGAGAAGUGAAGAUGCGAAGUUGUCUCCCCCUGAUGUUGAAAAAGCUGUUAUAGGAAGUGCAUCUCCAAAAAUGUUGAAACGUGGAAUUUCAAAGAUUUCUCAGAAUGCAAUAUUAGUUGACGAAGAACGUAAAAAUGUACUUCAUGAUAUCACUGAAGAUUGCCAUGACAACAUGUAUGUGCAGACAUUUGUUUUACCAGACAUUACUGGCUACUCAGAUGAUUUCAGAGAGUUCUUGGAAAGAGAUUUAAUUGAACAGUCAACUCUAGUUUCUCUGGAACAAGCAGGACGACUGAACUGGUGGGCAGAGCUAGGUAUAUGUCAGAGACUGUUACCCAUGGCAACAACUGGGGAUGGCAACUGUUUACUGCAUGCUGCAUCAUUAGCAAUGUGGGGUAUACAUGAUAGGCAGCUAUUAUUGAGACGUGCCCUGUAUGACACGCUUACCAAGAAGUAUUACAGACAGGCUCUCUAUAGACGAUGGAGGCUGCAGCAGACCCAAGCCAACAAACAGGCUGGAUUAAUAUUUUCUGAAGAGGAAUGGAAGAGUGAAUGGGAGAAUGUGUUACGUCUUGCCUCGACCACGCCACGAGCAUUGCCAGGAAGGGGAACUAUGCAUAGAAACAGCUGCUGUGAUAGUGCUAGAACACAGGCUAAUGUCAGGUCUUUCAGUAAGGAUAACGUUAUUAAGGAAGAAGACAGUGAGUCUCCUGUUGUGUAUGAAAGCUUAGAAGAAUUCCAUGUUUUUGUCCUUGCACAUGUUAUACAACGUCCAAUUAUCGUAGUGGCAGACAAAAUUUUGCGUGACGCCAACGGUGAUGCAAUGGCUCCUAUACCUUUUGGUGGUAUAUAUUUACCUGUAGAAUGUGAGGCGUCACAUUGCUACAGAUCCCCUCUACUGCUGACAUAUGACGCUGCUCAUUUCUCUGCACUUGUGCCUAUGGAAUGCAGCAAGGAGGAUGAAAGACAUGUUCUUCCAGUUGCAAUUCCAAUAGUGAGUAGUGAACUAACAACUCUACCUCUCCAUUUCUCUAUGGAUCCUGGUAAAAACUUUAACUGGGAAAAAACAAUGUUGAAUUCUCCAUGUCGGAAGAAAGUAAAAAUUAAUCUGCUGAAACGUUACAUGGAUCUAGAGAAACUUCCAAUAUGUAGUGCUUUCUUUGACAAUAACAGUGAUGAUAGAAAUUCUACUGGAUCUUACGAGUCGGACGAUGGACUCGUGGAAAAGGGGAAAAAGAAAGACAAUAGAGUGUCACAGCAGUUACAGUCUGUGUCCAAACAGUUCGGGAGUUUUGGGAAAAGUGUUGGGAAAAAGUUGAAAAAUCUUGGGAAAGGGAAUAAAGAAGAUAAAAAGAAAAGUUCGGUUUCACAGAAUUCUAAAGUACCAUUGACUAUAUCUAGUUUAGGUGAGUUAGAACAACAGUCCAUUUGGUGUUGCAGGAUCACAAUGAACAAAAGUGAAACUCACCAGAAAAUGAUCGAUAACUAUUUAAUUGAUGCUGGUAAGAGGUACAAGUUGGAAGUAGGAUCCCCACGUAUACGACGUAAAGAAAAUGUAUUGACCUAAGGAAUGGUAAA
This is a messenger RNA of Mercenaria mercenaria, 2591 nucleotides long. Its product is annotated as OTU domain-containing protein 7B-like. The record is from RefSeq and is a predicted model, not a curated record. Gene Ontology annotation, molecular function: cysteine-type deubiquitinase activity; K63-linked polyubiquitin modification-dependent protein binding. Lineage: Eukaryota; Metazoa; Mollusca; Bivalvia; Venerida; Veneridae. Gene Ontology annotation, biological process: protein deubiquitination involved in ubiquitin-dependent protein catabolic process; protein K11-linked deubiquitination; protein K63-linked deubiquitination. Gene Ontology annotation, cellular component: nucleus; cytoplasm.